Molecule: messenger RNA, 1399 nt
Organism: Propithecus coquereli (Coquerel's sifaka)
Lineage: Eukaryota; Metazoa; Chordata; Mammalia; Primates; Indriidae
Gene: GJC2
Product: gap junction protein, gamma 2, 47kDa
Exons: 2
Coding region: 89-1399 (436 amino acids)
Biological process (GO): cell communication
Cellular component (GO): connexin complex
Source: RefSeq, a predicted model, not a curated record
CUGGGAGUUCCAGCAUCUACACAGGUGGAAGGGCUCAGAGGCAGACGCACAUUUCCUGGCCUGGAGAAGGUCCCGCCCGCCUGCCCCUAUGACCAACAUGAGCUGGAGCUUCCUGACGCGGCUGCUGGAGGAGAUCCACAACCACUCCACCUUCGUGGGCAAGGUGUGGCUCACGGUGCUGGUGGUGUUCCGCAUCGUGCUCACGGCCGUGGGCGGCGAGUCCAUCUACUCCGACGAGCAGGCCAAGUUCACCUGCAACACGCGGCAGCCGGGCUGCGACAACGUCUGCUACGACGCCUUUGCGCCCCUGUCGCACGUGCGUUUCUGGGUCUUCCAGAUCGUGGUCAUCUCCACGCCCUCGGUCAUGUACCUGGGCUACGCCGUCCACCGCCUGGCCCGCGCGUCUGAGCAGGAGCGGCGCCGCGCUCUCCGCCGGCGCUCCGGGCCCCGCCGCGCGCCCCGGGCCCAUCUGCCCCCCGCACAGCCCGGCUGGCCGGAGCCUGGGGACCUGGGCGAAGAGGAGCCCAUGCUGGGCCUGGGCGAGGAGGAGGAAGAGGAGGAGGGGGGCGCGGCCGAGGGCGCGGGCGAGGAGGCAGAAGAGGCGGGCGCCAAGGGGGCCGGCGGGGACGGCAAGGCCGCGGGGGUCCCGGGCCCAGCCGCGCAGCACGACGGGCGGAGGCGCAUCCAGCGGGAGGGGCUGAUGCGCGUGUACGUGGCCCAGCUGGUGGCCAGGGCGGCCUUCGAGGUGGCCUUCCUGGUGGGCCAGUACCUGCUGUACGGCUUUGAGGUGCGGCCCUUCUUCGCGUGCAGCCGCCAGCCCUGCCCGCACGUGGUGGACUGCUUCGUGUCCCGGCCCACCGAGAAGACCGUCUUCCUGCUGGUCAUGUACGUGGUCAGUUGCCUCUGCCUCCUGCUCAACCUCUGCGAGAUGGCGCACCUGGGCCUGGGCAGCGCGCAGGACGCCGUGCGCGGCCGCCGCAGCCCCGGGGCCCCCGCGCCCGCCCCCGCGCCGCGGCCCCCGCCCUGUGCCUUUCCUGCCGCGGCGGCCGCGGGCCUGGCCUGCCCGCCCGACUACAGCCUGGUGGUGCGGGCGGCCGAGCGCGCGCGCGCGCACGACCAGAACCUGGCGAACUUGGCCCUGCAGGCGCUACGCGACGGGGCGCCGGCUGGGGACCGCGACCGGGACAGCCCGCCCUGCGCCUCGGGGCUCCCCGCGGCCUCUAGGGCCCCCCCCCGAGCAGGCGCCCCCGGGUCCGGGUCGGGCAGUGCCACGUCGGGGGGCACCGUCGGGGAGCAGGGCCGGCCGGGGGCACAGGAGCGGCAGGGCGCCAAGCCCAGGGCCAGCUCCGAGAAGGGCAGCGCCAGCAGCAGGGACGGGAAGACCACCGUGUGGAUCUGA